AUGGCAUCAGCCAUGUGUUCCUUUGGCAAGCUUUCGACAUGGCUUGCUUGGAUGCUUUGCAUCUUUACUGUCUUUACCAACGUCGGAUCUUUCAAGCUUUCCAGCAUGCCUCUCAAUGCGACUGACCCCGAUGCUGGCAAUGUGUCGGAAUCGGACCAGAAUGUCAGCGAACUUCUUUCUCAGGCUUUCGUCGGUGAAAUGCAGGACCUCGACGGCAUGCCCGAACCGAAGGAGAAUGGCGAGAAGGGUGGGGGCAUAGGCGAGCUGGGCAAGAGCUUGGAGUUCUUGAUGCUCAAGGUCGCGCAGCUUGAGACUUUCGCGGAGUUGCAGCAGACAGAGCUCGGGAUGGCGCAGAAGGAGCUCGGCGAGCAUCGUGCUCUGAUUGAGAAGCUGCUGAAGAAAUGCGGUCCCGAUGACGCGGAGAUUUCAAUGGUGCAGAAGCAGAAGAGUUCCGAGGAGAGAGUGCAAGAAGCCCAUGACAUCUUGACAAGGGUGCUCCAGAAGCAUGCGCACCAGCGGGAGCACAGGGAGUAUCAUCCCGAAGCUCACGAGAAGGACGAGGAGACGGCCCAGCAGGAGGAGGAGGAGACCGUCAAGAGCGAGAGGAGAGCCCUGCUGCAAAAGCGCCGAGAGCGCCGCAGCGCAUGGGGUCCGGUAGGAAAAGCUGUCAAGGCCGUUGCAAAAGUGGCCGAGACGGGUGUCAAGUACGCCCACGAAGGAGUCGGCCAUGCCGUGAAAACGUUGGACGGCACCGGACUCACCGGGGGCGCCUUGACCGAAGCUUACGAAGCCGCCGCGAAGGCGGGGAAUGCCGCCAAGUUUUUGGCGAACACCGCAAUUUCCUCUGUGGAGAUGGCCGCGCAGCUCAUCACGGCGUCAGGCUCCUGGGGCGCGAGUUGCACCAACCAUGCUCCGUGGCUUGGUAGGCACGGCACCCGGUUCGACAUCCAUUUCGGGCACCAAAGAUGCUCGAUCAAUCUCCUGAACAAUCACCUCACUCUUUUCGACUUCAACUGGGGCAGGAAGUCAAUAGAAAUGCAGGACUUUCUGCCUGAGCCAGUAAAACUCGUGGCAGGGACUGCAUACGAGGCUGUCCGGACAGUGUUCAGUGUUGGGUGGGAGCUGGCACAUUGUCCACACCGUGGCCACCACCAUCAUUUGAUUGGAUGCCUUGGCGGUUGGAUCCAGCACCUUGCUCCACCGCUGCAUUGGAUGCCCCACCCCGUGCACGCACUUGUAAAUGGCCAGAUAAUGAGCCUCCUGCCGGGGCAAUUGAACCAAAUUGCCACCGGCAACAUCAUGGGUCUCUUGCCGGGACAGUUGAGCCAGAUUGCUCGUGGUGACAUCAUGGGUCUCUUGCCGGGACAGUUGAGCCAGAUUGCUCGUGGUGACAUCAUGGGUCUCUUGCCGGGACAGUUGAGCCAGAUUGCUCGUGGUGACAUCAUGGGUCUCUUGCCGGGGCAACUCAACCAGAUUGCCAGUGGCAACAUCAUGGGGCUCAUGCCUGGGCCAAUGCAACUUCUUGGAGGUGGCCAAGCGAAUUCCAUCCAGAAUAUGCUCACCUUGGGCAACGCGCUCAUGAAGUGUUCCGAGUCACAGCAGAGUGACUUGGUCCAAUGCCUCGGCUUCCAGAUUGUUGGGAGCGUCCCUCCCUUGAACUUCUUGAACCGCUUGGGCGAAAUCUUCGGAGAGUUCAUCGCAGCCUUCGCAAAGGUCGCCUCCACAGUGGCGGCUCAAGCGAUGAAGGGAGGGGAAUCCCUGCUGCAGACGGCGGCCACCACGGAGUUCCCUUCUGCAGGCGCUCAGGCGAUGGUGCAUCACAGAGGACCCAACCUCGUCAUUACCAAGCACUCGCAGCAGCUGCCAACGAGACAACAAGCGCUGUUGCAGGAAAUGGCCCAACUGGAGGAUGAUGACGAUCCACCGGCCGCCGUCAAGUGGAGCUUUGAAGACUACGGCCCAGAGACUCACGCGCUGGUCACCCAGUUCAAUGGCAGGGAGACGGCGACCGGAUCCUGCCUGGCAUUCGCACCCAGGAAUAAGACCGGCAGCAACAACCAGGCGACCCAGGAGGAUUGGCAGGCGGAUACCAAGGACGACUUCAUUAAGCUGGAGCCUUGGGCGGUGCCUUGCGGCAACCAGUGGAUGAAGGACCAUUGGGACAAGUGGCAGGGGUAUUCCUUUUACUCGGUGGAUUUCUCGAUUGAGAAAUGCCUUACGGUGACUUUCCAGUUGAACAUGCAGCCCGUGGUGGCCUUCGUGGGUGGCGUCCAAUUCGACUUGCUGCCCGGGCCGUUGGCCGAAAUCGACACACAAGUCUGCUGGCCGCGGCACCAGCCGGGUGGGCUGGACCUCAGCGUGUUGCGGUCCGUGAUCAAGUCGAACGGUGUGAUGCUUUUCAGCCGGACACUUCGCCUGUCCAAGAGGUUUGGCGACGACACGCACUUCGUGAUGGAGAACGUCCACGGGGGCCACCAGACAGCGCGAAGCUUCUUCGGUGCGUCCGCAACAGAUGGCGAGAGUGGAACCGGCAUGGCCUCCAUGAAGAGGUCGUCGCUCCUGGAGAGCAACCAGACCAAGGCGCAGGCGAAGGCUCGUUUGCAGGAGUCCCUGCACUGGGAGACGGACGAGGAGGAUCUGUAUUUGGCUUCGGUCGAAUACGGAGAGGACAUGGGCAUCAACAAGACGUCCGAAGUCCGAGGAUCCUCUGCCAGAGACCGCAUCAACUCCCUUCAGGCCACGUCUGAGGACAAAUCGAAAGCCGACACCUUCAAGCUGUUCGGCUUCAAGAACCCGGGCUUGGUGAACUUCGAGAUCAGCGGGCUCUUGUCUGGCAACUGGCUUCAGCUUGGCUUGCAGAUGGGCUUCGGACCAGCAUACCAGAGCCCUAAGAUGACCAUCCCUUUGGUGAAUCUAGCAGACCAGUUCGCACUGAUCUUGGCGGCAGUUCCGGAUGCGCUGGUUUCCACGGAAAGCAGGGCACGGGCGAUCGCUGCCUUGAAAGACUUCUCGUCUUCAGAUAUCCGAGAGGUCAGGAGCCAAUCCAAGAUGGCAAAGGUGGGAGACGCUGGCCACCAGCAGGGCCAAGAAGGCGAAUGGUCCUUCAGCGUCAACUCGCCGCCCGUCGGCUCGGACAUCAAGCCCCAGGAGAGGCCCGCUGAGGUCCUGCGCGAGUGCCAGGGCGCUAUCGUGGAGGGAACCUCGUGCUCACAUUUGCAGGAGCCAGACUGCAACAGCCACUUCGUGACGGUGGGAGAACGCACAAUGCAGUGCACUUGGCUCGACGGAAGGUGCUUGACCAUGGGCUCCCGCUGUGAGACGACUACAAGUACGACGACAUCGACGACAACCACGACCACCACAACGACCACGGGAAUGUUCCACAGGGAACUUCAGCCGGCCGCCCCGUCAUCCAUGGUGGCUUGGUUCAAGAGCGAAGAUGCUAAUCCAGUUUGGAAGAGCGCGGUGGGCAGCUGGCAGGGUCGUGCCACGAAGGGCAGCGUCACCAGAAAUGUCGAGGCUGGACACGGAGCUACAAGACCUGUGGGGUACCUCGCAGGCCUCACCACCGCCGGAUAUGACUUCGGCAAGAUCAUGAAGCCGGACUUCACGAUUUGUUCCAUCACCCGCUAUCUUUAUGCAGGAGGGAUUUUUGGCCGCAUUCUUCAAACUGGUCAUCAUCCCAAUUUCCUCCACGGCCACCAUGGUGGCCGCGUAGGUGUGGCUCACUACAACACUUGGGUCACCCCUUAUGAAGGUGCGAGCCAUACCGAUUGGCUUGUGAUGUGUGGCAACAACAAGGGGGUUGUCUACGUGGGCAACGAGCGGCGCAACAUCGCCAUCCGCCACGGUCAUCUCCACGGCGAAGACUUCCACUUGUACAUCAACGAGGGCUUCGCCAAUGAAGCCUCGGACUUCGCUGUCAUGGAGGUCAUCACGUGGAACCGGGCUCUUUCGGAUUACGAGAUAUGGACCAGCAUGGAGUACCUGAACUGGAAACUCCAGGAAAUUCUUCCACAGCAUCCUGCCGCCCAGUCAUCUAUGGUGGCUUGGUUCAAGAGCGAAGAUGCUAAUCCAGCAUGGAAGAGCGCGGUCGGCAGCUGGCAAGGCCGCGUGACAAAGGGCAGCGUCACCAGAAAUGUCGAGGCUGGACACGGAGCUACAAGACCUGUGGGGUACCUCGCAGGCCUCACCACCGCCGGAUAUGACUUCGGCAAGAUCAUGAAGCCGGACUUCACGAUUUGUUCCAUCACCCGCUAUCUCUAUGCAGGAGGGAUUUUUGGCCGCAUUCUUCAAACUGGUCAUCAUCCCAAUUUCCUCCACGGCCACCAUGGUGGCCGCGUAGGCGUGGCUCACUACAACACUUGGGUCACCCCUUAUGAAGGUGCGAGCCAUACCGAUUGGCUUGUGAUGUGUGGCAACAAUAAGGGGGUUGUCUACGUGGGCAACGAGCGGCGCAACAUCGCCAUCCGCCACGGUCAUCUCCACGGCGAAGACUUCCACUUGCACAUCAAUGAGGGCUUCGCCGGGGAAGCCUCGGACUUCGCUGUCAUGGAGGUCAUCACGUGGAACCGGGCACUCUCGGAAGACGAGAUGUGGACCAGCAUGGAGUACCUGAACUGGAAACUCCAGGCACAUCUUGCGCAUCGGCCAUCUGCGGAGUCUUCCAUGGUGGCUUGGUACAAGAGCGAGGAUGCCAGUCCAGCUUGGAAGAGCGCAGUGGGCAGCUGGCAAGCUCGAGUCACCAAGGGCAGCAUAACCAGAAAGUUCAACGUAGGUUUCGGGGCUGCAGUACCCGUAGCGUACCUCGACGGCCUCACCAACGCCGGGUUAGACUUCGGCGCGAUCAUGAAGCCGGACUUCACGAUUUGUUCCAUCACCCGCUAUCUUUAUGCAGGAGGCAUAUUUGGCCGCAUUCUCCAAAACAUCCAUCCUAAUUUCCUUCACGGCCACUGGGGUGGUCAAGCAGGUGUGGCUCAUUACAACUCCUGGGUCACGCACCAUGCAAGAAGUCCGCGCAGUACCGACUGGCUCGUGAUGUGUGGCAACAACAAGGGAGUUGCCUACGUUGGCAAGGAUGCGAAGAACAUCGCCGUCCGCCACGGUGUUCUGCACAACGCAGACUUCCACCUGUACAUCAAUGAGGGCUUCACCAAUGAAGCCUCUGACUUCGCUGUCAUGGAGAUCAUCACGUGGAACCGGGCACUCUCGGAAGACGAGAUGUGGACCAGCAUGGAGUACCUGAAUUGGAAACUCGAGGCCACGAUUCCAUACCAGCCAGCUGACAAGCGGUCCAUGGUGGCUUGGUACAAGAGCGAGGAUGCCAGUCCGGCUUGGAAGAGCGCAGUGGGUAGCUGGCAAGCUCGAGUCACCAAAGGCAGCGUCCACAGAAAGUACAAUGCAGGCAAUGGGGCUGCAGUACCUGUGGCGUACCUCGACGGCCUCACCACCGCCGGAUUAGACUUCGGCAAGAUCAUGAAGCCGGACUUCACGAUUUGUUCCAUCACCCGCUAUCUUUAUGCAGGAGGCAUAUUUGGCCGCAUUCUCCAAAACAUCCAUCCUAAUUUCCUCCACGGCCACCAUGGUGGCCGCGUAGGCGUGGCUCAUUACAGCACCUGGGUCACGCCUUAUGAAGGUGCGAGCCGUACCGAUUGGCUUGUGAUGUGUGGCAACAAUAAGGGGGUUGUCUACGUGGGCAACGAGCGGCGCAACAUCGCCAUCCACCACGGUGUUCUCCACAGCGAAGACUUCCACUUGUACAUUAAUGAGGGCUUCGCCAAUGAAGCCUCGGACUUCGCUGUCAUGGAGGUCAUCACGUGGAACCGGGCACUCUCGGAAGACGAGAUGUGGACCAGCAUGGAGUAUCUGAAUUGGAAGCUCGUGACCGGCUCCAAGUGA
Messenger RNA from Symbiodinium sp. CCMP2592, 5898 nucleotides. The record is from the annotation of a GenBank genome assembly. Lineage: Eukaryota; Dinophyceae; Suessiales; Symbiodiniaceae.